AUGACACAUAAAAGCACUGCAAAACAAAAAAAUAGUAAUUCCAAGUCAAAACUUUUGGAUCCUGACGAAUAUCUCGAAAAUAAUGAUAUAGAAGAAGACUUAAAAGACUUUACAGCUAUUAUAAAAGCUACUCCCUUCACAGUUGCUAAUAAUAUCAAAGGAGUUUUAGUUCAUCACGUCAAUUUGACACGUUCAGUAAUUGUUUACUUUGUGACGUUAGAUGCGGCUGCAGCAGCUUUACAUAUGACCAUUCCUGAUCUUAAGAUAGACACUUUCUGUGAUUUCUCUAAAUACAAAACUAAUAUGCAAUUUAACGAAAGGACUAUUCAUAUCAUUGAUAUUCCUUUACAAAUGAAACCUGCCAAUAUCAAACAAGUUUUGCUAAAUAUGAAACUGUUACCGAUUUUAAAAUGA
This is a messenger RNA of Funneliformis geosporum, 414 nucleotides long. The record is from the annotation of a GenBank genome assembly. NCBI's taxonomy places the organism in Eukaryota, Fungi, Glomeromycota, Glomeromycetes, Glomerales, Glomeraceae.